UACAUUUCUUACAGGUUUUGAAGAACACAUGGAGAACAGCAGCACCGAGUAUGGUUCUUCUUCUUCCCAUUUGUGGUGGCUUGAUAACAGCCAUAAUCGUUGCCAUCAAUCUCAAUGGCUUCAGUUUACUCUAUCAGGUUACAUUAUCUCUCUUUCUCUACAGACUAAAUUACAGUUAAUUUUGUGUCAAUUUCGAUAUCGAGAAGUCAACGGUUUGACUCUAAAAGUCAAAGGGUAUGAAAGACUAAUAAGUUUGAUGCAUGUAGAGUUUGAGAAGAAGGUUAAAAAGAUGUUGAGUUUGAUUGAAGAAGAUGGUGAUAGUUUUGCAGAAAGGGCUGAGGUGUUCUACAAAAAGAGGCCUUCCAUCAUUGCAUCCGCGGAAGAUCUUCAUGGAUCAUACCGGAGUUUGGCUGAAAAGUACAACCAGCUCGUGAGCGGAUAUGAAAAUGGUUCCGAUCAUGACCAUGACGCUGGCUUGGACUUUGAGAGAUGGUUAUCUCUCGAAAGCCGAACCGAACUAAAGAAAAUGAAACAUGGGGUUCUGCGGUUUGAUGAUGAUUUUGAAAUUGGUUGGAACAAGUUGAGGUUGACUCUGAUGAAACUUGUUCAGGAUAGUUUAGAGCAGAAAGUCGAGCUGGUAAAGAGGAACAAUGAUAAUAGGGAAGCCAUUAACGACCUGCGUGCUUACAUCCGUAAGCUUCUCGUUCAGAAUAUCGAACUAAAGAGUAAAUUAGCUCAGACGAAAGGCGAUAUAAAGCGGAAUGAAUCUCAGCUCUCGAGAGCAGAAGAUGUCAUUUUGAAAGAAAUUCUGCCAUAAACUGAGAAACCUAUCGUAGUCCAUUUUUCUCCCUUAGACACUACCGUUCGUUGGUUUUGUAGCAAGUUUUCGUGCAACUGUAAUCUAAAGCUAGUCAUGACUUCUUUUUU
Messenger RNA from Cynara cardunculus var. scolymus (artichoke), 927 nucleotides. Its product is annotated as protein NETWORKED 3A-like. Lineage: Eukaryota; Viridiplantae; Streptophyta; Magnoliopsida; Asterales; Asteraceae. The record is from RefSeq and is a predicted model, not a curated record. The coding region runs from base 29 to 817 and encodes 262 amino acids. Gene Ontology annotation, molecular function: actin binding. The transcript is spliced from 2 exons.